UAUGCAAAUUAAAUAAGUCUUUGUAUGGAUUAAAAUAGUCUCCUAGAGCUUGGUUUGAAAAAUUCACUCAGUCCAUGAAGAAACAAGGGUACAUUCAAGGACAGGCUGAUCACACCUUAUUCACAAAGUUCUCCCAUGAUGGGAAAUUGGCUGCCCUGAUUGUAUAUGUUGAUGAUAUUGUCCUUACUGGAGACGAUACAGUUGAAAUGGCAAGAGUAAAAGAGAAAUUAGCAGUAGACUUUGAAAUCAAGGACUUAGGAUCCAUGCGAUAUUUUCUUGGUAUGGAGGUUGCUCGGUCAAAGAAGGGUAUUGUGGUUUCACAGCAGAAAUACAUUCUAGAUUUCUUGAAAGAAACAGGAAUGAGUGGAUGUCGUCCUGCAGAUACCCCUAUGGAUCCUAAUGCUAAACUUUGGGGAGAAGGUAGUGUUCCUGUUGACACUGGAAGAUAUCAGAGAUUGGUUGGAAAACUGAUUUAUUUGUCACAUACCCGACCUGAUAUUGCUUUCUCAGUUAGUGUAGUAAGUCAAUUUAUGCAUUCUCCUUACGAGGAACAUCUUGAGGCAGUCUAUCGGAUACUGAGAUAUUUGAAGGGAAAGCCUGGUAAAGGCUUACAUUUUAAGAAAACUAGUGAAAGAAAUGUGUCUAUCUUCACGGAUGCUGAUUGGGCAGGCUCAGUCACAGAUAGAAGAUCAACCUCUGGAUAUUGUACUUAUGUUUGGGGUAAUCUUGUGACAUGGAGGAGCAAGAAACAAGGAGUUGUAGCAAGAAGUAGUGCAGAAGCUGAGUUUAGAGCUAUGUCUCAAGGUAUUUGUGAAGGGUUAUGGAUCCUUAGAGUCCUAAAAGAACUUAAGAUGAAAAUUGAGCUUCCAUUAAAAUUAUACUCUGACAGUAAAGCUGCCAUUAGCAUAGCUCAUAACUCAGUUCAACAUGACAGAACCAAACAUAUUGAGAUUGAUCGACACUUCAUUAAAGAGAAGUUAAAUGCUGGAAUCAUAUGUCUCCCUUUUGUGACUUCAAAUCAGCAAACUGCGGAUAUCCUUACCAAAAGUUUGGCAAGACCAACUUUUGAGCAUUUGAUUGACAAGUUGGGCAUGAUAGAUAUCUAUGCACCAACUUGA
This is a messenger RNA of Vicia villosa (hairy vetch), 1118 nucleotides long. RefSeq lists its product as uncharacterized. The coding region runs from base 75 to 1118 and encodes 347 amino acids. Lineage: Eukaryota; Viridiplantae; Streptophyta; Magnoliopsida; Fabales; Fabaceae. The record is from RefSeq and is a predicted model, not a curated record. The transcript has a single exon.